This is a messenger RNA of Ipomoea triloba (trilobed morning glory), 1194 nucleotides long. RefSeq lists its product as uncharacterized. Lineage: Eukaryota; Viridiplantae; Streptophyta; Magnoliopsida; Solanales; Convolvulaceae. The record is from RefSeq and is a predicted model, not a curated record. Bases 1 to 1194 code for a protein of 397 amino acids. The transcript has 2 exons.
AUGACGGGUGCAAGUGACGCCGUCAUGUGCCGGGGCUUUUUUGCAACACUCGACGGCCAAGCGCAAGACUGGUUCACUACUUUACCCGAGAAAUCCAUCUCAACCUUUGCGGAUCUCUCAGGGAAAUUCUUGUCGUACUACGCCAACAACAUUCUGAAGAAGAAGCAGUUUGCCAGUAUGUGUAAGUUCGAACAGGGGAGCACGAAGACGCUAACCGACUACCUCACCAGAUGGAAGAAGGAGGCAAGGUCGGUCGAAAAUUUCGAUGAGAAAGCGGCCAUACCGAUCUUCACCGGCAACGUCAGAUCGGGACCUUUCCACCGCGACCUUGUCCAAAAUCGUCCAAAGACGUAUGUUGCGUUACUAGACCGGGCAGCGAGGUUCGCCGAGGCGGAGGAAGCCGAGAAGAAGAAGAAGGAGGAGGAGCGAGGUCGGCGAGACAAGAGGGGCUACCUCGGCCAAUACGUCAAGAGGUCGGGGCAGGGCCGACCUCAAGGCCCGGGCAACGUGUGGAAGAAGAAGGGUGGUUCCGAGCCACCCGCUUCCGGGUCGCGCAAGAGGGAGCUCGACCAGCUCACCGAGGAGGAGGAGAGGGAAUCGGGCGAGCCCCACCCCCCAAAAAAACAGGUCAUCCAUGUCAUCUUUGGUGGUCCUGAAGGAGGAGACACGCAAUCAGAAAGGAAGAAAUGGGCUCGGAACCUCUACGUAGGGGAGGUCGUCCGUCAACCGCACGAGAAGAAGCAGAGGAGGGAGCCUAUCAUCUUCACGGAUGACGACCUUCCAGACGGACCUUUACCACACCGUGAUGCCUUGGUGAUCACCUUGGACAUCAACAACACUAUCGUCCACCGGGUAUUGGUGGACACAAGGAGCUCCGUGAACGACAUGUAUUAUGAAGAAUUCACUAAGCUCGGCCUGACAAGGAAGCAGUUGGCACCGGUAAGAACCCCGCUGUCCGGGUUCACGGGAGACUCGAUCGAGACGGAGGGCUCCAUUAACCUCGAGGUUGAGAUAGGCACCGCGCCGCAUGUCAAGAGGUGGGAGGUCGAGUUUGUGGUCGUCAAGAUCGAAUGCGCUCACAACAUCAUUCUCGACCGGCCCGCCUUGGAAGACCUCCGAAGCAUCAUAUCCAUGGAGCAUCUAUGUCUGAAGUUCCCCACCCCCACCGGGGUCGGUGUAGCAAGAGGAGAUUAG